AUGGUUUUGUCGAAACGGUGGCAGUUUCUUUUGAUGUUAGUGCCAAAGCUUGUGUAUGAUGAUAGCUAUCUAAAUGUUGAGUAUGGAAGAUUUGCGCGGUUUGUAGACAGGUCAUUGACUCUACACGAGGCACCAGUUCUAGAUACUUUGCAUUUAAUACUCGGUAAAACCACCUGUGGUACUGGAGACAUUCGAGUGUGGCUUAAAACAGCAGAUAAGCGUUGUUUGCGCAAGCUGAUCAUUAAGAUUAAUAGUGAUAAGUCUUCAGUGGUACUGCCGAUGAGCUUGUAUACCUGUUGUAGAAUGCUUGUUACUUUGAAGCUAAAGAACGCGGUUCUUGUGGAUGUUACAUCCUCGUUUUCGUUUCCGUCCCUCAAGAAGUUGAGUCUAGUAACCAUGAAGUAUCCAGAUGACAAUGUGUUUAUUUUCAAUGUUAGAGUGCCGUCUCUCAAGUGUUUAGUCUUGCACAAUAAAGAAGGUACCGGUGUAGAUGGUGGGUUUGUGAUAGAUACUCCUUCUUUGGAGUGCUUGGACAUUUUUGAUAAUAGGGGUGAGUUUUGUGUUAUUGAGAAUAAUAUGACUAAUAUUGUGAAGGCAAAUGUUUGCUUUGUGUUGAGAAUCACAGACCCCGAUUCACCUCUAUAG
Molecule: messenger RNA, 645 nt
Organism: Camelina sativa (false flax)
Lineage: Eukaryota; Viridiplantae; Streptophyta; Magnoliopsida; Brassicales; Brassicaceae
Source: RefSeq, a predicted model, not a curated record